UCGAUGGCCCCAGCGCGGCCGGAUUCUCGGCUUCCCGGCAGGAAUGUGCCGGGGGAGUCCAGUCCCCCGCCCGCCGGGGCCGCUUCCUCUUUCGGCGCUAUUUAAGCGGCGCCCGGCGCGUCCCACCCGGGAGGGCCAUGGAGCGCAUGGAGGUGACCGAGACCUUCGCGGGCAUCGCCCUGCCCGGCCACCUCCACACCCAGGAGUCCCUCCGCUUCGCCGCAGCCUUCGCCUUCCGCCCCACCGACGUGCUCAUCGCCACCUACCCCAAAUCGGGCACCACUUGGAUGCAGGAGAUCCUGACGCUGAUGUUCAGCCUUGGGGACGCCCGCCCAGCCAAGACCAUUCCCAACUGGGAGCGGGCUCCCUGGCUGGAGCAGAUCUACUGCCGGGAGGCUCUGCGGGACACAGAGACCCCCCGGUUGCUCACCACCCACAUGCCCGCCCAUGUCCUGGCCCCUGCCCUGCAGCGCAGCAAGGCCAAGGUGAUCUAUGUGGCCAGGAACCCCAAGGAUGUUGCCGUCUCCUUCUACCACUUCCACCACCUGGCCAAGUUCCUGCCUGACCCUGGCUCCUUUGAUGCCUUCCUCACGCAGUUUCUUGAAGGCACAGGGCUGGCUGGGCCAGCGGCACCUCCUGGACAUCCUCUAUGUCACCUACGAGGAGCUGCACCAGGACCUGUGUGGCACAGCGCAGCGCCUCAGCACCUUCCUGGGGUGCCCGCUGGCCCCAGGAACGCUGACAGCCCUGGAGCAGCACUGCAGCUUUGCCGCCAUGCGGGACAACGCCAUGGCCAACUACUCCCUCAUCCCCCCCGAGAUCAUGGACCACAGCCAGGGCCGCUUCAUGCGCAAAGGUGUGGUCGGGGACUGGCGCGACCACUUCUCCCCCCAGCAAAAUGCCCUCUUUAACCAGCGCUACCAGGAGGAGAUGGGGGACGUGGAGCUGCCCACGCAGUGGCCCAUGGCCUGAGGGACCUGGGGGGACACUCACCCCAACCUGCUGAGAAUCAUUGCAGAAGGAGCACUCUGCAUAGGCACCCCUUGGCACCCCAUAACACACCCCCAAAUGCCACCUGGGGCAAGGGAUUCCCACGGGGCUGGGGGACAUGGCACUGUGCCACCUCCCUGGGGAUGGGGGACUUUUCCAGCUGUGCACUGUGGCUGUCCCUGUGGCCUCACUCCCCCCAGGCAGGGGCACAUGGCCGUGACCCCUCUUUCCGCCCAUCCUGCCCUGUGGAAAUAAAUAUUUAUUGUCGUUCCCAGGCA
Messenger RNA from Neopelma chrysocephalum (saffron-crested tyrant-manakin), 1268 nucleotides. Its product is annotated as sulfotransferase family cytosolic 2B member 1-like. Gene Ontology annotation, cellular component: cytoplasm. NCBI's taxonomy places the organism in Eukaryota, Metazoa, Chordata, Aves, Passeriformes, Pipridae. The transcript has 6 exons. Bases 138 to 911 code for a protein of 257 amino acids. The record is from RefSeq and is a predicted model, not a curated record. Gene Ontology annotation, biological process: sulfation. Gene Ontology annotation, molecular function: sulfotransferase activity.